UAAACAUUCAGCUGACAGCUCUGAAGUCAAGCCAUUCAAUUUGUGGUUGUAUUUACCCACGGAAUAAACCUUGUCCUGGACCCUUGCGUGUCUUUUAGGUCUUUGUAACGAUGGAGAGUUGUGAGGAAGGACAUGCACCUGAAUCCGAACCAGUUCCACGCAGCCAGCCGCUGUGCCGCUUCUUCUCUCAAGGCAGGCACUGUAGUUUUGGCAACAGAUGUAAGUUUCGGCAUGUGAGAGAUGACGCCGGUGCUCACGAGAAGAAGACCAACAGGACAACACCCAGCCAGCCGGAUGUCCAGCAGGACCCUGGUGGAAAUGUGGGGAACAGGCCUCCUCACCCUAACAAGUCCAGGGCUGCCCCCCCAGCCGCAGGCCGCCGCCGCCCCUGUCGCUACUUUCUCUCCGGCCACUGCACCAUGGAGGACAGAUGUCGCUUCUGGCAUCCGCCGCAGCUGCCCUCGGUGGAUGACCUGCCUGUUUCCGGCGAUCAGACGAGACCCGCUCCGAGGACGAUACCAGUGCCCCGUCCCGGCAUCCUCCAGGAGGUCAAGCUGUGUGACCUGACUGAGGACGUGGCCGAGCAACUACGAGAGACAGAGAUCAAGCAGCUGAAGAAGCGUUUUCCCAACGACAAGCUGAUUAUUCAGGAACGAAGUGAUGGCAAAGUCACUUUUUACAGGAUGACUGUGGAGGCCACUGAUCCAGACUGGCCUUUUGAUCUGAAAGAAAUUGACAUCAUGGUGAGCUUCCCAGACAAUUACCCACAGGAGGUUUUCACUUUGGAUGUACCAUUGGAUAGUGAUCUGCCAGCAGUUAUGGCAAGACAUGCACAGGAAGCCUCUUUGGAGUGGCUUCAGGCCAAGCAUGCAACCAAUCUGCUUCGGGGAAAGGUAGAGCUGCUCUUCCGGCCUUUUCUGCGCUGGCUAGAUCGAAGUUUGGAGAGACUGUUCACCGAAGGAGCCAGGCAGUUAAAAAAAGAAAUUGACGUAGAAAGGGCUGGACUGCAGUUUAUACCAUACCAGGAGCUCCAGGCAGCAGUAUGUGAAAAAUCUGAGAAGGACACCUCCUCUGCCUCUGACACCACUCCUGCUCCUGAGGCAGAUGGGGACAGCAGUGGUGAAGGAAAACUAGAAGUGACAGAAGGUGAGAGUGCAGUGGACGGAGGAAAGCUGCCUCGUUCAGACUGUGAUGAAGAGCAGCAGCAGGAGGAAGAAGUCACUCAUCUGGUUGAGAACAUUAAGAUCAGUGAUCCCCGCAGAGGCACAGAGGUGAAGGUGCUGGGACUGAGGCUGGGAGAGAACACAGCCACCUUAGUGGCCCAAAGGAUCACAGUUUCUCUUCAGUGUAAUAGGUGUAAAGUCACUGCAGACCUGAUCCUCAACGGCCGGACAGCCUGCGCAGCUCAAUGUGAAAAGUGCAGCACAAGCAUCAACGCUGCGUACAGGCCCUGCAUGCUGCACCACUACAGCGACGUCCUGGGCUACCUGGACCUCCACAACGUCACCACUGCUGACCUGGUGCUUCAGGACUGUGACCUCAUCGUGGGCUGCCUCAGCUGCUCCCAGGAGUGCCCUGUCCAGAAUAUUUCCUAUGGACAAACCAAAGAGUUAAACUGUGAACACUGCCACACCAAACUUAGUAUCCUGGCUGAGAGCGUAAGAUUCCAGUAUAUUCAGCCCCGCACCGAAAAAUCAGGUUCAAGUGCUGUUAGUUAUAAGACCAUACGAGAUCCUGCCGUGCAAAAGGGGAAGCCACUACCAGACAAAGGAGCAUGCAAACAUUACAAACAGAGCCAUCGCUGGCUCAGGUUUCCCUGCUGUGGUCGGGCUUAUGCGUGUGACGUGUGCCACGGUGAGGACCAGGACCACCCGAUGGAACUCGCCACUAGGAUGAUUUGUGGCUACUGUGCCAAAGAACAGCCAUUCGGCAAUGGAAAGCCUUGCAUCAGCUGUGGGAGCAUGAUGACCAGGGGCACUCGCACCAGCCACUGGGAGGGAGGACUGGGCUGCAGAAGCAAAGUCAAAAUGAACAGAAAUGAUCGACACAAAUACGCCAACACCAACAAAACGAUUUCCAGGAAGGCAGCCAGUGAAAAGAAGUAGCUGGUGAAAAAGAGGGUUGUUGUUUUAACCGGUGAACGGACAUUAUGGUUUCUAUGAAAUAUAUGUUGCCUUAAAAAAUCAUGUCGUUGUGAUCCUUCAUAAUGUGAGUGGGAGAAGUGAGAAUAUUCAGAUCUGCAUUUAAAAUCUGAAGCUUUGGUGUGGAUUGAGUGAAAAGACCUUGGUUUAGUAUCAAACUCAGGUUUAACAGGUUAUCGCAUGUAAUGAGAUAGAGUGAGUCGAUGCAUGCAGGUCAUUUGAUGUGAUUGCACAGUGUGUUAACAGAUCAAAAGUGUCUUAUUUCCCGAUUUAAUGCUGUUAUAAUAGAAAAAGAGGUAAACACAGCUUCAAGUUAUCUCUGGACUGACAUAGCAGAGUGUAGGCAUGUGUCCGACCAUUUCAGUAAAACACAACAUAAAGUAUCCAGAGUCACCUUGUGUACACCAGGUGAUCAGUGCAAACUUAACUGUGGGGUUGUAUGUGGUUUGAUUAUUUCUGCCAAGGAGGUCAUGUUUUCUUCUGUGCUUGUUUGUUAGUAACCAGGAUUAUGUAGAAAUUUCGAGCAUGACUGACGGAGGAAACCCGUUAAAUCUCAGAUCAGAUCGGGGAAUUUAGUUUUUAACAUUCUUUAACAUUUUUUGAUUGAUUUUUUGAUUUUUAAUUUUUGUUUAUAAGAGAAUAAUUCAUGAAUCUUGAUUUAAAAAAAAAAAAAACAAUGGACAAAAAAAUCCAGACUAAGCCAAUUUCAAUGUUGUUUCAUGAGGGUACUGUUUGGCCUUGGCAGAGGUCUGAACUACUACUGAGUGACAUUCUCGUUUUACAUCAGAAAUGUAUCUUCAACUAAAUAAUCAUCUUAAAUUAAUAAUCGAUUCUGCUACUUGGAUUAAAAAACUGAGAAUUGUUAA
This is a messenger RNA of Limanda limanda (common dab), 3007 nucleotides long. RefSeq lists its product as uncharacterized. Gene Ontology annotation, cellular component: nuclear envelope. Gene Ontology annotation, molecular function: nuclear export signal receptor activity; zinc ion binding. NCBI's taxonomy places the organism in Eukaryota, Metazoa, Chordata, Actinopteri, Pleuronectiformes, Pleuronectidae. The record is from RefSeq and is a predicted model, not a curated record. The transcript has 12 exons. Bases 111 to 2105 code for a protein of 664 amino acids.